Molecule: messenger RNA, 1028 nt
Organism: Sebastes umbrosus (honeycomb rockfish)
Lineage: Eukaryota; Metazoa; Chordata; Actinopteri; Perciformes; Sebastidae
Product: ovarian cancer G-protein coupled receptor 1-like
Exons: 1
Coding region: 4-981 (325 amino acids)
Biological process (GO): G protein-coupled receptor signaling pathway
Cellular component (GO): membrane
Molecular function (GO): G protein-coupled receptor activity
Source: RefSeq, a predicted model, not a curated record
AGGAUGGACGCAGCACCUCUCAACCAGACAAACACCACAACAUCUACAUCGUGCACCGUGGACUCCUCAAUAGAAAAGCACAUGUAUCCAGCGGUCUAUUCUCUUUUUUUUAUUGUGGGCUUCCCGGCUAACUGCCUGUCUCUGUAUGUAGCCUGGAUGCUGAUGAGGAAUGGGAACAACAUAGCGGUCUACCUCAUCAACCUGUCUAUCUCUGACCUGCUCUACACCAUCUCUCUGCCUGUGUGGAUUGAGCUGGCCCUGCAGAGGCCUCUGGGUGGUCUCUGCAGCGUAGUGGCUGUGAUCAUGCAAAACAGCUUUUACGUCGGCUCAGGCCUCCUCUGCUGCAUCUCCGUUGAUCGCUACCUAGCAGUGGUCUACCCUCUCCACUUCCACUGGGUCCGAGAGGUGCGGACAGCAGCACUAGUGAGUCUUGCUGUUUGGAUUUUGGAGAUUUCCAUCCACAUCAUCUUGCUUGACCACACGGAGGCGCUGCAAGCUUUCUCCUCAAGAGACCUGUGUGAGGAGCGAACACCCAUGGCACAAGAAGAUGCCCACCUCGCCCUCACACGAGUCAUCCUGGGUUUCUUGAUCCCCAUCUUCAUCAUGACCUUUUGUUUCCAGCAGAUCAUGAAGUCACUCCGACAGAGCGCCUCCAUCCUGACAGAGGAGCGCAGGAAAGUAGGAGUGCUGUUGUUCCUCCUUCUUCUAACCUACAUAGUGGCCUUUUUGCCGUACCAGAUCGUCAUGCUGCUCAGGGCCACGCUGGAGCCCGGGGCCUGCAUCUGGGCCACGAGGCUCAGGGAUCCGUACCUGGUCACAGUUGCCACGACGACCAUAAACAGUGUACUGGAUCCCAUAAUAUACUGUUUAAUCAGUGAGAGCGCUCGGAGAGAGAUUAGGAAAGCUGUGGAUAAAUGUUGGGGAGUUUUUGUGAGGAGGAAAUGGCCCGAGAGCUCCAGUGGAAUUCAGUCAAUUUCCUAACAACAGAAUGAUCUUUUUUAUUAUUAUUAUUAUUUAUAACCCAUAAU